This is a messenger RNA of Odontomachus brunneus, 1749 nucleotides long. RefSeq lists its product as uncharacterized. NCBI's taxonomy places the organism in Eukaryota, Metazoa, Arthropoda, Insecta, Hymenoptera, Formicidae. Gene Ontology annotation, biological process: detection of chemical stimulus involved in sensory perception of smell; sensory perception of smell. Gene Ontology annotation, cellular component: plasma membrane. The coding region runs from base 100 to 1287 and encodes 395 amino acids. The transcript is spliced from 12 exons. The record is from RefSeq and is a predicted model, not a curated record. Gene Ontology annotation, molecular function: odorant binding; olfactory receptor activity.
GGCUAUUAUAGAAUAAUGGUUUGAACGGUUGAAAUAAGAGUAUCUUGCAAAAACUUUGUAAACUUCCACAUUCAAACGCGUCGCGUCGCUUCUAGCGAAAUGAUCUGUAUUGUAACUGAACAUUUUUUUAUUAAUCGAAUUCUUCUGCUAGUACUUGGCUUAUGGCCCUGUCAACGAUCAAAACUUGUCCUACUCCAGACUAUCAUAUUUUUUGCCAUAUUGAUGAGUUUUGUAAUAUUUCAGAUUACAGUACUUCUAACUGCAGAAUACACUAUAGAUCUUCUCAUCAAUGUUUUGACCACCGCAUUAUUAUGCUGUCUUUUAUUGGUUAAUUUUCUUUCGUUCUGGAUUAAUAUGCGAACUGUAACUUGUUUACUGAAAAAACUACAGGAAAUUUGUAGUGAGUUGAAGGACGAGAAUGAAAUUGCAAUUAUAAAAAGAUAUGGUUAUCGAGGGAGACAAAUUACUAUUAUUCUUAUACUGUUAUACGCGUUCCCUGAAAUCGUAAUUAUUGCUCAGCCAAUUUGGCCACGCGUUCUUGGCAUUUUUUUGUUCCUGAACGAAUCUUUGUUCCAUCGCAAAACGUUAAUCUUGACUGAGUACUUUGUCGAUCAAGAAAAAUAUUCUUACUUAAUCAUGUUGCAUACGAACAUAGCAGUUUUCAUAGGAACAUUUGCAAUGAUAGCAACAGGAAUGCUGCUUCUGGUGUCUCUUAAACAUGCCUGUGGAAUGUUUAGUAUCGCCAGUUAUCGCAUAGAACGAGCAAUUACAAACAAUAAGCGAGAAAAUGUUAAUUUAAAGGACCAGAAUGUGAUUUUUAAGAGGAUGGUCUAUGCGAUAGACAUUCAUCGUAAAGCUAUGCAAUACUCCAAUUUUCUAAUAUCCAGCUUUGAGGGAACUUUCUUUCUUUUUAUUGCGUUGGGCGUGGUUUGUUUGAGUCUUAAUCUUUUUCGAAUUGUUCAGCUUGCAUCAACCGGAGGUGAUAAAUUAGAACUUUUCUUACGUUUUGUAUACAUAAUUCUUAUUCUUUCAUACAUGUUCUUUGCCAACGCAAUCGGACAGGAAAUUACAGAUCACAAUGAUCAAGUAUAUUUUACAGCAUACAAAGUUAUAUGGUAUAUAAUGCCCUUACAUGUGCAGAAAUUAAUAUUAUUUCUGAUACAAAGAGGUAACAAAACUUUCGGAUUGAAUGUGGGUGGAUUAUUUGUUGCAUCCUUAGAGUGUUUUGCAACGUUGAUAAGUGCAUCAGUAUCUUAUUUUACCAUAAUAUAUUCUACGCAACAGUGACGUGAAUGUAUCCGCCAUUUAAUAGUAUAUCGAAAUGUAGCAUUCAAAACGUGUCUGGAGAUGGCACUGAUUCAAUUAUAUUUUGUCGGAAAGUAAUUUUAUUCGGAGGAGUGGGAUAUAGGUGAUACACCGUGUGAGGCUAGUAAUUGGUGCCGCCGUAUUCAAAGGAGAGCUGGACACACACAAUUUGUCGGUGUUAAAUAUUCUCUUGAAAUACAUGAAAUUUAGUUACGCUACUAACUGCAAAAUUGAACACUUUUUAGAAUAGUUUAACUAUUAAAUGGUAUAGACUCGAGCAUCAUACAUAUUAGUAUAAUUCGUUAACAUGUCGAGCUUGAGACAAAUGCGACUGAUGUUCUUCUCAACGAUCAAACGUACCUCACGAGUAUUUAUACUGGAAUGAAGCACUUGAAUUGUGGAAAGAGCGACUACGCUUGCGACUACGCUUGCGUAAAUUUCGGC